AUGCUAGCAGCAGCAGCAGAGGGGCUCCCCCGGAGCCCCUCGCAGCUGCAGCAGCAGCAGCAGCAGCAGCAGCAGCAAGAGCGACAGUCCCGCCGGCCGCUGCGCCUCCCGCUGCUCCUGCUGCAGCUGCUGGGGCAGCAGCAGCAGCUGCUGCUGCUCCUGCUGCUGCUGCUGCGGGCCGCAGCAGCAGAAGGCACCCCAUAUGACCCCUAUGCAGCAGCAGCUGUGGGGCCCCACAGCCACCUUAACUAUUACCCGCCGCCUCCAUACAACCCUACGCAUGCAGCUGAGCAGCAGCUGCGGCAGCUGCAGCAGCUGCAGCAGCAGGAGCAGCAGCUGCGGCAGCAGGAGCAGCAGCUGCGGGAGCUGCAGCAGCAGGAGCUGCAGCUGCAGCGGCAGCAGCAGCAGGAGCUGCAGCUGCGGCAGCUGCAGCUGCAGCAGCAGCAGCUGCCCGGCAGCCCCUUCCCGCCCCCCUACGAAUACGGCUUUGCUGCUGCUGCUGCUCCUGCUGCAGCUGCUCCCGCUGCUGCGCCCACCGCAGCAGCAGCAGCAGCAGCAGCAGCAGCAGCAGCAGCGGGGCGGCUGCCGCCGUACGUGCCGCAGCCGUUUAACUACACAAGAGAGUUUUUAAAAUCUUUAGCAGCAAUUAAAAAAAUAAAAAAUAAAAAAAUAAAUAAAGUUUUUUCUCUUUUGAAAGAACUCAAAUCCACAACUGCCGGUACUGUCUUUGAAGACCACGAGGUCAAGAUGCUGGAGCUGAAGCCUGUGUCUGUAUGGCGGCACAUAUCCCCUUCGCUGGGUGCGUACGAAGACGGGCCAGUGCUGUACAACUUCAGCAGCAGCAGCAGCAGCAGCAGCAGCAGCAGCAGCAGCAGCAGCAGCAGCAGCGGGGGCAGCGUGAUGAGGGAAAUAAGGCUGGGGAAGGGGAGCUCUCCGACGCUGCACCGUCUGGCUGAGGUGUACGUACACCGCGCGCUGCUGCUGCUGCGGGGCUGCAGCAUUCGCAAAAGCGCCAUUUUUCCUUCUUUUGCAAUUGUUGCAAAAAGCCAAGAAAGAGUUUUUGUUUUGCCUCUCGAGGAUUUAAAAGUGCCCCUCAGGGCCCUCCAUUGGGCCCUCAAAGAAGCAGAAAAAGAAAAGGAAAAAGAAAAUGAAAAAGAAAUUCAAAAAGAAAUUCCAAAAAAGUCCAAAAAUCCAAAAAAUGAUAAUUCAGAGGAACCCGUUUUCACUUUCGCACUUUACCUCAAAAAUAUACUCAAGUCCGAAGUCAGUCAUUAA
Eimeria necatrix is the source of this 1275-nucleotide messenger RNA. RefSeq lists its product as hypothetical. The record is from RefSeq and is a predicted model, not a curated record. NCBI's taxonomy places the organism in Eukaryota, Apicomplexa, Conoidasida, Eucoccidiorida, Eimeriidae. Gene Ontology annotation, cellular component: guanyl-nucleotide exchange factor complex. Bases 1 to 1275 code for a protein of 424 amino acids. The transcript is spliced from 2 exons.